GGCCUAGAAAUGAAAUCUGGAUAAAAUAGCCCAAGCCCAUAAAUGUGAAUGACAAAAAGGCAAAAGAGAAUUUCACAGAGUGAGGACAAUUCUUGGGAGAACUUGGAUCGAAGUAAAUUAUCAACAUUCCAAUUGAAAACAGGGAAAGAAGGCUGAAAUGGAGACGGCAGGUGGAGGUGGAAUCACAGAAAAUAGGGAUAUGGAGAUGGAUGUUGAUGAUAUGGAUUCUUUGUUUGAAGGGAUGGUGCUUUUUACACCAUCCCAGUUGGUAGAAGACCGUGAAUUAGAACAAAAGCAAGAUCUUGAUCAUCCCAAACUUGAACUCAAACCUGAACCUGAACCCGAACCCGAACCCAAACCCGAUUCACUAAAUUCAAAGCAGCAGCAUCAAGGGAUUCAGGAGCCCCUUGAUGAGAAUCUGUUCUCUGACCUUGUUCUUCAAACCCCACUCGAUCAGCCUGAACUCCAACCCGAAGCCAAACAUGAACCUGAACCAGGGCCACCUUCUGCAACUGCCUUCGUUCGGCAGACAUCUUCAACUUUUCGAAAGAAAAAGAAAGCUACUGGAUUCAGGAUUGGAUAUGGUAGAGAUCACCAGAUUAAUAAUAUUGAUGCUGAUGGUCAUGGUACUGGUACCGGAUCUGGGAUUGGAUAUGGUACAGAUGAUCGGAUUGAUGAUAAUUUGAAUAGUCACAAUGUUAACGAUCAUGUGCAACCAUCUCCUUCUCUUCAUACCAGUGCGACUACAAGUACUACAGUAUCAUUGGUUUCAGAGUCUGAUUCAGAACUUCAUCAAGUCCAGGCUCAGCAGCAACAGCAACAACAACAACAACAACAAUCUGUUGAUGAUGCUGAAUCCCGAUUUGAGCUAAUCAAGGCCCGGAUUUUUGAUAAGCUCAACCAUGCUCGUGAAUUGGCUGUCUCCGUAUCUGCAGCUCGGAAGGACUCCAUCAGGAGGAGAAGAAAGGCUGCUGAUGAUCUUCAUUUAGCGACUAUUGGACAUGGGGAGCUUGAAAAGCAAUUGGAGGAUGCUUGUGAAGCUGAAGAUUUCGAGGCUGCUGAUAGGAUCAAUGAGAGCCUUGCUGCUGCUGACAAGGAUAAACAAUCUCUUCUUACUGCUCUUCGAGAUGCUGAGGCUCAAUGCAAUGCUAUUGAUUCCAAAAUGCUUGAGGUUCUCAACUGCCAGAUUGCAGUUGAGGAGGAGUGUGCCACUUUGCUCCAUGGUUUCUCUGAGGAUGCUAUGAGUAAUGCUGAUUCGGUUUUCAAGAAAUCAGAAGCUCAAUCCUCAGAAGAAAGGGAGAAAUGGCUUUCUUCGACUGAAGCCUUGGAGUUGAACAAGAUAGAAUUACAAAUUGAGGCACAUUUAGUAGACAAUGCUCGUGCGGCAUUCAACACUUCCCUUGACAGCUUGAUUGAAGAUGAUAAGAGAGAAAAAGAAUUUCUCUGUAAUCAAAAGGAUAUCUUGACCGAUGAACUGCAAAAACUAAUUGCCUUAGUGACAGAAAAGGAAAAGGAAAUUGCCGAAAAUGAUUCUAAAAUGAAACAAGUAGACCAAAGGAUUGCUGAUACAAUAUCUGGGUUUCAAGAGAUGCAAUCAAGCAUUGACUCCAAGGAUGAAAGCUUACAAUCUCAUCUUUCCCAGAUGGAAACAGACAGUGAAACUCUAUCAAAGAAAAAGGAAGAAAUCGACAAACUCCUUGCUGAAGAAAAAUAUAGGGGUAUUAAACUCAAGGAACUUGCCGAGAUUUCUUUAGGAGAAGCAAAAAUGUACCAGGAAGUUGUUGGACUAAGAAAAAGUUUGCUAUCCUCUGUUUUGAAGUCAAUGGAAGAUAAAGUGAGGCUCGCAAAGACCGAAGAGAAGCUUUCUAAGGAUGUCCAAAUACUUCAACUUGAGGCUUCUACAGCGAGAGCCUCCUUGCAGGAAUUAUCUUCAACAAAAUCGAGCAUUCAGCAAAAUAUAGCAUCUUUAAAGCAGAGGAUCUAUUUCAUAGACAAAAUGGUUCCGGAGCUCGAAGCAGAAAAGAAGGUUGCUGCUGCUUCGAGAAAUUUCAAGGAAGCUGCACGAUUAGCUGCUGAAGCAAAAUCUUUAAGCACUGAAAAGGAACGUGUACAGAUCGAAAUGGACAAAGCCGUGUUGGAUCUUGGGAAACUGGAGGAAGAGAUAAAGCGUACUAUGGAUAAAUUGCAGGAAAUUGAAGGACUGAUUUUAUCGAAAGAAAAAGAACUGGCAAUGGCUAGGUUCCAGAGGUUACUUCUAAUUGCUGGUGCUGCUAAAGCAGAACGAUCAGCAGCUCUAGAGUUGGGUGAUGAGGAAGAGGCCAACCUUCUACUUGCAGAGGCUGAUGCAGCUAAUUCUGAAGCAAAAGAGCUUCAACCAAAAUAUAAUCUGAAAGAAGAAGAAUUUGAAGAUUUACCGAAACACUUCAUCUCCCUGGAACUUGUAACACGCCUUGGCCGUACGAAAUUAGCAGAUUUGGCUGCAAUGUCCGGUGCCUGAUGAUUAGGGUAGCUUUUUUAUGCUUAUGGAUUCAAAAACCAACUUGCCUUCUUCAGUGCGAAGUCUGGGUUUGCCAUUUUUCUCUUCUGCAGCUCCGCAUAAUUUCUUAAUGCUUCUUCGAAAACAACACCAUUUGGGGCACCACCCUGGAUCAUGUUUUGCUUUUAACUUUCCAUGCCUGCUUUGGGUCAUUCAAUGCAUGCAACCAAAAUGAUGGAUCUUUGGGAAGUGUAGUGUUGAAAGCGAAUACAAGGAUUUGAGAACCAGGCAUUGCUUCUGAAAUCAUGCUUCUAAAAUGGGUGGAUAUGGGAAUGGAAGAUCUAUGUGCCAGUUUCAUCAACAAAGCUAAAGGUGAUAACAAGUUUGUAUUCUGAAUCUAAUUUUCAUGUUAAUAUAUAUAUAAAUCUUGAUCAGGCAAAAUGCUGAGUACAGUGCUGGUUUCUCUUAUGACAUUUUGUUGUCGUUGAAUUUGUUCUUGAGAAAUUCAUUGCAAAUUUCAAAAUUCUGGAUGAUUUCCAACAUUGCUUAAAACAAA
Messenger RNA from Gossypium raimondii (Peruvian cotton), 3032 nucleotides. RefSeq lists its product as uncharacterized. The record is from RefSeq and is a predicted model, not a curated record. The coding region runs from base 158 to 2497 and encodes 779 amino acids. The transcript has 5 exons. Lineage: Eukaryota; Viridiplantae; Streptophyta; Magnoliopsida; Malvales; Malvaceae.